AUUAGCUUGUUUUGGUGUUGUUUUAAAGGCCAUGAAGGACAAUGAUUUUGGACCAUAACUAUUUUAGUACUUUGUGGAUUAUCAUAUUAUUUCACUUUGGCUAUUGCAGUAUUUGUAAUAAAAGAAAUGUUUAUACUAUUAAUCAUUUUAGACAAAAAUGUUAUACAAGUGAAUUGAUUACAGAUUUUAAAGAUUGGACAUUUCCUAAUUCAUUCUCACUCAGUAAACAUUUUCCAAUAGAUCUAGAAGAAAGAAAUUAUGUUAGGAAAGUAAAAGAUGUCCUGUUUUCAAAAGUAUAUCCUACGCCAUUGAAAACACAGGUUCAACUGGUUGCCUUUUCUAGUGAUGUUCUUUCUAAUGUACUAGAUUUAGAUAGUUGUGUAGCAAAGCAAGCCAAUUUUGUUAAAUUUGCUAGUGGCUCAUUUCUUCCUAGUGAAUCUAUACCAUUAUCACAUCGCUAUGGAGGACAUCAGUUUGGCUAUUGGGCAGAUCAGCUUGGUGAUGGUCGAGCUGUUUCUUUGGGAGAGUAUUUAAAUAGAUAUGGUGAUCUAUGGGAACUACAAUUGAAAGGUUCAGGCAAAACUCCGUAUUCCAGAAGGGGGGAUGGCAGAGCUGUUCUGAGGUCAUCUAUCAGGGAAUUUCUUUGUAGUGAAGCUAUGUAUCAUCUAAAUAUUCCAACGAGUAGAGCUGCUGCUAUUGUUGUCAGUGAUGACGAGGUGCCAAGAGACAUGUUUUAUGAUGGUCAUCCACAGAUAGAAAGAGCUGCUGUUGUUCUCCGUUUAGCGAAAUCUUGGUUUAGAAUUGGAUCGCUAGAAAUAUUAGAAAAAUCUGGAGAGAUAGAACUUUUGAAACAAUUAGUAGAUUUCAUAAUUAAGCAUCAUUUUCCAUCUAUAAAUGAGGGAGAUGUAGAUAAAUAUGUUGACUUUUAUUGGAAUGUUGUGAAUCAGACAGCAUCUUUAAUAGCCUUAUGGCAGAGUGUAGGCUUUGCACAUGGGGUUUGUAAUACUGAUAAUUUCAGUCUAUUGUCAAUCAUAAUUGAUUAUGGUCCUUUUGGAUUUUUGGAUGAAUACAACCCAGGUUUUGUUCCGAAUACUUCAGAUGAUGAAGGUAGAUACAGUUAUGAAAACCAACCAGACAUCGGUAAAUUUAAUUUAAAGAAGCUACAAACAGCUAUAUCACCAUUAUUAACUGAAAAACAAAAACAGUCAACAGAUGAUGUGCUCAAACAGUAUUCUGUGAUUUACAAAACUAAAUUCAUGGAUAUAUUUCGAAGGAAAUUGGGUUUGAUCACAGAAGAAUCAGAUGAUGAAAACCUUGUUGCAAUUCUUUUAAAAAUGAUGGAAGAAACUGGGUCAGAUUUCACCAUGACCUUCUGUAACAUUGGUGAAAUUUCUCUUAACAAUUUAUCUAAAAAUAAUAUAUCUAAAAAUUUAUGGGCCUUAUUUACGUUAAAGAAGCAUAAAUGGUUCAAGGACUGGAAAAAUAUGUAUUUGGAUCGAAUUAAAAGACAAAAUACCUCUGAUAGACAGAGACAAAUACUGAUGAAACAAACAAAUCCCAGAUAUAUUUUAAGAAAUUGGAUGGCUCAACUGGCAAUAACAAAAGCUGAGAAAAACGAUUUCUCUGAAGUGAGAAAGAUUCUCAGAAUUUUAACUGACCCUUUUUCUAUUCAAAAAGAAGCAGAAGAUUCACACUACGCUUUAAAACCACCAUCUUGGUCAAAACAGUUGAAAGUUAGUUGUUCAUCGUGAAUAAAUUAGAUUAUUUGUACCGGUA
This is a messenger RNA of Patella vulgata (common limpet), 1776 nucleotides long. Its product is annotated as protein adenylyltransferase SelO, mitochondrial. Bases 42 to 1751 code for a protein of 569 amino acids. The transcript is spliced from 2 exons. NCBI's taxonomy places the organism in Eukaryota, Metazoa, Mollusca, Gastropoda, Patellidae. The record is from RefSeq and is a predicted model, not a curated record.